CUUCGUCGUCCCUCUCGCCCCUCCUCCUCCCCUCCCUCCUCCCGCUCCCCUCCCCCUCCGCUCCCGCCGCCUCCGCCCGCCGCCCCGGCCGCGUCGGGUAAACCUGUUCUGCGAGGCGGCCGCGCCGGGGCGGAUCGAGCGGCCGGCGGCUCCUCGCGGCUCGCGGCGUCGGGGCCCGUGGAGCGCGCGGCCGGCCCUCGGCCGCGGCCCUCGGCACCGCCACCAUGUAUUCGGGAGCUGGCCCCGUUCUUGCUUCUCCUGCUCCAACAACAUCACCCAUCCCAGGAUAUGCCUUCAAACCUCCACCUCGGCCGGACUUCGGCACCACCGGGAGAACAAUCAAACUACAGGCCAAUUUCUUUGAAAUGGACAUCCCCAAAAUCGACAUCUAUCACUAUGAAUUGGACAUCAAACCUGAGAAAUGCCCUCGGAGAGUGAACAGGGAAAUAGUGGAGCACAUGGUCCAGCACUUUAAAACACAGAUCUUCGGGGACCGGAAGCCAGUGUUUGAUGGAAGGAAGAAUCUGUACACAGCAAUGCCCCUUCCAAUCGGCAGGGACAAGGUGGAACUGGAGGUCACGCUGCCAGGAGAAGGCAAAGAUCGUAUCUUUAAGGUAUCCAUCAAGUGGGUGUCAUGCGUGAGCCUGCAGGCGUUACAUGAUGCACUUUCGGGGCGGCUGCCCAGCGUCCCCUUUGAGACGAUCCAGGCCCUGGACGUUGUCAUGAGGCACUUGCCAUCCAUGAGGUACACCCCUGUUGGCCGCUCCUUCUUCACUGCGUCUGAAGGCUGUUCCAACCCUCUGGGUGGGGGCAGAGAAGUGUGGUUUGGCUUCCAUCAGUCCGUCCGACCUUCUCUUUGGAAAAUGAUGCUGAAUAUUGAUGUAUCGGCAACAGCGUUUUACAAGGCACAGCCGGUGAUCGAGUUUGUUUGUGAAGUUUUGGAUUUUAAAAGUAUUGAAGAACAACAAAAACCUCUGACAGAUUCCCAAAGGGUAAAGUUUACCAAAGAAAUUAAAGGUCUAAAGGUGGAGAUAACGCACUGUGGUCAGAUGAAGAGGAAGUACCGAGUCUGCAAUGUGACCCGGCGGCCUGCCAGUCACCAAACGUUCCCACUGCAGCAGGAGAGUGGGCAGACAGUGGAGUGUACGGUGGCCCAGUACUUCAAGGACAGGCACAAGUUGGUUCUGCGCUAUCCCCACCUCCCGUGUUUACAAGUCGGACAGGAGCAGAAACACACCUACCUUCCUUUGGAGGUCUGUAACAUAGUUGCUGGACAGAGAUGUAUAAAAAAAUUAACAGACAAUCAGACCUCAACCAUGAUCAGAGCAACUGCCAGGUCAGCACCCGAUCGACAAGAGGAGAUCAGCAAAUUGAUGCGAAGCGCAAGUUUCAAUACAGACCCGUAUGUUCGUGAAUUUGGAAUCAUGGUGAAAGAUGAGAUGACAGAUGUGACUGGGCGGGUUCUGCAGCCGCCCUCCAUCCUCUAUGGGGGCAGGAACAAAGCGAUUGCCACACCUGUCCAGGGUGUGUGGGACAUGAGAAACAAGCAGUUCCACACGGGCAUCGAGAUCAAGGUGUGGGCCAUUGCCUGCUUUGCACCCCAGCGCCAGUGUACAGAAGUCCAUCUCAAGUCCUUCACGGAGCAACUGAGGAAGAUCUCGAGAGAUGCUGGGAUGCCUAUCCAGGGUCAGCCCUGCUUCUGUAAAUAUGCACAGGGUGCAGACAGUGUGGAACCCAUGUUCCGACACCUGAAGAACACAUACGCUGGUCUCCAGCUGGUGGUGGUCAUCCUGCCUGGCAAAACUCCUGUGUACGCGGAAGUCAAGCGUGUAGGAGACACGGUGCUGGGGAUGGCUACACAGUGCGUCCAGAUGAAGAACGUGCAGAGGACCACGCCACAGACCCUAUCCAAUCUCUGCUUAAAGAUCAAUGUCAAACUGGGAGGUGUCAACAACAUCCUGCUGCCACAGGGCAGGCCUCCAGUGUUCCAGCAACCUGUCAUCUUCCUGGGAGCCGAUGUCACCCACCCACCAGCUGGGGAUGGGAAGAAACCUUCGAUUGCUGCUGUUGUGGGCAGCAUGGACGCACACCCCAACCGCUACUGUGCCACCGUGCGCGUGCAGCAGCACCGACAGGAGAUCAUCCAGGACCUGGCUGCUAUGGUUCGAGAGCUGCUCAUUCAGUUCUACAAAUCGACACGCUUCAAGCCCACCCGCAUCAUCUUCUACAGAGAUGGCGUCUCCGAGGGCCAGUUCCAGCAGGUUCUCCACCACGAGCUCCUGGCCAUCAGAGAGGCCUGCAUAAAGCUGGAGAAGGACUACCAGCCAGGGAUCACGUUCAUCGUGGUGCAGAAGCGGCACCACACACGCCUCUUCUGCACAGACAAAAACGAGCGGGUUGGAAAGAGUGGGAACAUUCCAGCAGGCACAACCGUAGACACGAAGAUCACCCACCCCACUGAGUUUGACUUCUACCUGUGCAGUCACGCUGGCAUCCAGGGGACAAGCCGUCCUUCCCACUACCACGUGCUUUGGGAUGACAAUCGUUUUUCUUCUGAUGAGCUGCAGAUUCUGACCUACCAGCUGUGUCACACCUACGUGCGCUGUACACGCUCUGUGUCAAUACCUGCGCCAGCUUACUAUCUCCCCAACAUCAGUGAGACCACAAGAGCACCCACACCAGCCAUCAGCCGAGUCAGAAUCAUCCUGGGGCUGGUCAUUAGUUGA
Molecule: messenger RNA, 2726 nt
Organism: Mastomys coucha (southern multimammate mouse)
Lineage: Eukaryota; Metazoa; Chordata; Mammalia; Rodentia; Muridae
Gene: Ago2
Product: argonaute RISC catalytic component 2
Exons: 20
Coding region: 225-2726 (833 amino acids)
Biological process (GO): regulatory ncRNA-mediated gene silencing; regulation of DNA-templated transcription
Cellular component (GO): RISC complex
Molecular function (GO): RNA binding; endoribonuclease activity, cleaving siRNA-paired mRNA; protein binding
Source: RefSeq, a predicted model, not a curated record